Molecule: messenger RNA, 1342 nt
Organism: Corapipo altera (White-ruffed manakin)
Lineage: Eukaryota; Metazoa; Chordata; Aves; Passeriformes; Pipridae
Product: coatomer subunit gamma-2-like
Exons: 9
Coding region: 86-1342 (418 amino acids)
Biological process (GO): intracellular protein transport; protein secretion; intra-Golgi vesicle-mediated transport
Cellular component (GO): endoplasmic reticulum; COPI vesicle coat; endoplasmic reticulum-Golgi intermediate compartment
Source: RefSeq, a predicted model, not a curated record
CAUAAAAGGAGAUCUAUCACAAAACACGGAGAUAUUAAGGCAAUUCUAACAGGCUGUCUGUGAUUAUUGCAGUCUGACCAAAGACAUGACAGGGAAGGAGGAUGUUUACCGUGGGCCGGCCAUCCGAGCGCUGUGCAGGAUCACUGACGGAACAAUGUUGCAGGCCAUAGAGAGAUACAUGAAACAAGCCAUCGUGGACAAAGUCCCCAGUGUGUCCAGUUCUGCUCUGGUGUCUUCCCUGCACAUGAUGAAGAUCAGCUACGACGUGGUCAAACGGUGGAUCAACGAAGCCCAGGAAGCAGCUUCCAGUGACAACAUCAUGGUGCAGUACCACGCCCUGGGGGUGCUCUACCACCUGAGGAGGAACGACCGGCUCGCCGUGUCCAAAAUGCUCAACAAAUUCACCAAGUCCGGCCUCAAAUCCCAGUUUGCCUACUGCAUGCUCAUCAGGAUCGCCAGCAAGCUCCUCAGGGAGUCCGAGGAGGGCCACGAGAGUCCCCUGUUCGACUUCAUCGAGAGCUGCCUGAGGAACAAGCACGAGAUGGUGAUUUAUGAAGCCGCCUCUGCCAUCAUCCACCUCCCCAACUGCACUGCCAGGGAGCUGGCACCCGCCGUGUCAGUGUUGCAGCUUUUCUGUAGUUCCUCCAAGCCCGUCCUGAGGUACGCGGCCGUUCGCACCCUGAACAAAGUGGCCAUGAAACACCCCUCUGCAGUCACUGCCUGCAACCUGGACCUGGAGAACCUGAUCACCGACUCCAACCGCAGCAUCGCCACCUUGGCCAUCACCACGCUGCUCAAGACGGGCAGCGAGAGCAGCGUGGACAGGCUCAUGAAGCAGAUCUCCUCCUUCGUGUCAGAGAUCUCAGAUGAGUUUAAGGUGGUGGUGGUGCAGGCCAUCAGUGCCCUGUGCCAGAAGUACCCUCGGAAGCACAGCGUCAUGAUGACCUUCCUGUCCAACAUGCUCAGGGAUGAUGGAGGCUUCGAGUACAAGAGGGCCAUCGUGGACUGCAUCAUCAGCAUCAUCGAGGAGAACCCCGAGAGCAAGGAGGCCGGGCUGGCCCACCUGUGCGAGUUCAUCGAGGACUGCGAGCACACCGUGCUGGCCACCAAGAUCCUGCACCUGCUGGGCAAGGAAGGGCCCCGCACGCCGGCCCCCUCCAAGUACAUCCGCUUCAUCUUCAACAGGGUGGUGCUGGAGAACGAGGCCGUCAGGGCUGGUGAGCGUCCACCCCAAAGGAUUGGGAAUUCCCGCCUGGAAUUUGGGGGCUGGGAAUGUGGGAGGGUGAUGGUUCUCGGCCUUGUCUCGGCGCGAGGCCACUCCUGGUUUAUGGAGGUUUUUUAA